This is a messenger RNA of Haemonchus placei, 1134 nucleotides long. The record is from the annotation of a GenBank genome assembly. NCBI's taxonomy places the organism in Eukaryota, Metazoa, Nematoda, Chromadorea, Rhabditida, Trichostrongylidae.
AUGACUCAAGAUGCUACAAUUUCAGAUGAGACUGAGCCUUCGAAGUCAGAUGUGGAUGAUGAAGUUGCUGAAGUAUUAAAUGACCUGAUUGAUCACGUUUCGUUAUGGGGUGAUCCUUCAACAAUGGACGUCGAAUUCUUCUCACUAGACUAUAGAAAAGCACCUUCGAUGGCCUCGGCUUCAUCAGCUAGUGGAAGCGAAUUUGGCGAUCUAAGUGAUAGCGAACUGCCAUUUGUAGAAAGCGAUGAAGAUUCAGAGAAGGAAUUCGAAAAAUUGCAGCUCUUAUCCUGCGAAAUGCGUCAGAAAACGUUUCUACGCGAACACCCUGAUGGUGUGCCUCAGCAGAAGAGGAUCAAAGAAGAGAUAAGAAUAAACAAAAAGGAUUUAGAGCACGACUACGACAAUCUACCCGCAUUGGAAAAUCUCACUAUACAUUGUGCAGAAUCUAUACCACUAGAACCAGUAGGACAUGUAACAGCAGUCGUUGAUUGCUUAGUUGUCAUCAAGUCCGACAGUGGCGUUGCGUUGGAUUUUGAUUCCGUGUUGUUCGAUAAGGAUAGAAAUUCGAUAGGAGUAGUUUACGAUCUGUUCGGUCCUGUAAGGAGUCCGUUCUACUCUGUCAGAUUUAACACCAAAGAGGAGGCUGCUGCAAAAAUGUGUGUAGGAAUGCAAGUAUACUAUGCCCCCACAGCAGAGCAGUAUACUCGAACUGUAAUAGAUAAUCCUGAAGCAGGUAAAAUACUUUCUGAUGAUGUUUCGUCAGAGGACGAGCCUGUAUUCAGUGACGAUGAAAAGGAAAAAGAGUAUCUGAAGCAAAAAGCGGCUGCAACAAAUCGUCCAGAAAAUCCGUCCCAGAGGCGAGCUCAAAAACGACGUGUUCAAUUUUCUGAAUCUACAGCUGAGCGAGGAAGAGGAAGCGAUAGAGGACAUCGUGGGCGAGGUUCUGGAGGCUCAUGGAAUUGGCAUAGCGAAAAACGAGGCUGUUUAGGCGGCAGAGGCCGAGGCCCUCUUCGAGGACUAGGGCGUGGGAAAAGCAGGAUGACCAGCCAAACUUCGGAAGCAAACUCGGGUAACCCUUAUGCAGAAUACGGAUGCUACGGCCCGUUAGAAUUUGUUGACACUAGGCAACUUUGA